Alternaria alternata is the source of this 1132-nucleotide messenger RNA. RefSeq lists its product as hypothetical. Bases 197 to 994 code for a protein of 265 amino acids. The record is from RefSeq and is a predicted model, not a curated record. NCBI's taxonomy places the organism in Eukaryota, Fungi, Ascomycota, Dothideomycetes, Pleosporales, Pleosporaceae. The transcript has 3 exons.
GGCUCAUAGAUUGAUCGUCACGUAUCGUGACUCGAUUGCGGUAUACUUCAUUAUUACCCAUUGCCUGAUCUUAGCCAUCGCGACUUGGUUCAGCCAGUAGCACACACAGUCUGCCCACGCUCAAAUUACCAAACUCACCGUCAUAGCCGUUUUUUUUUAUACUGCAGCGUGACCGUCGCGACUGUGGCGACGUAAGAUGCGAAAUAUACAUAUUACAGCAAAGCGCCUUCAACUUGGCUUUUACAAAUCGCUCAUCAAAAACACACAUAAAAUCUACCUUUACACAUUCGUCGCGUCACCAACCAUGUCGCCUCCUGUUCCCCCGGACACCCGUUUUGCUCGCCCUAGCGCGAGCAGCGACAGCAACGGCAGCGUCACCCUCCACGAUGCCCAUGUUCAGACUGGGGAUAGGUCUUCUAUUCGACGUUGGUUCAACAGCAUGCGCAUAGCUGUCUUCCCCAAGGGCGUACAAAAGCAACUGGACACCUCAGGCGGAAAGGACUCUCAGACUCUUCAGACCUUCCCUUGCCCUGUGUCCUCUAAUGAGUGUGUCGCCGACAUCGAACCUGGUAUCACGGUCGAACCCGCUACCGUCUCGAGGCAUGUUGCCCGUGAUCAACAAACUUCUUCUGUUCCUGCUUCCACUCCCGCCUUCGCUUUCGCCUCCGUUUCCGUCCCCACCAAGUUUGGUUGGUGCAUGUCAGCCUAUGAACAAGCAAUGGCCGCGCCGACACCCUCGUCAGAGAGUACUGACCCCAAAGACCACGAAAUGACGUUAGCUGAGCCAGCAAAAGGCAAACGCAAUCGCCGACCUCGCCAACCGACCAUGAUCACUCCCGCCGUGUUGGACAAGAUCGCCAAGGACAACAAGAAGCACCAGGGAGCCACGGCCGCCCGGGAGAUAGAGGUCAGGAAUAGCAGUAUGGGAGUUUCUUCGUCGAGUUCACGUGCGAGAGGAGUUCAGGCAAGCCCGAUGAGGUGGUCACAAGACUAGCAUGAUGGACGGGACUAGAUUGAUGAUUGUUGGAGUGGCAUGGUUGAUGAGGUCUUUGUCGUCACUAGACUUUGCUAUGGGAGGUUUUGUGGUUUUGCAUAAAGAUGGUGACUUGCACUAUAUUGCACAAACCCAUUG